Hypomesus transpacificus is the source of this 4277-nucleotide messenger RNA. RefSeq names its product metabotropic glutamate receptor 7-like. Bases 775 to 3513 code for a protein of 912 amino acids. The transcript is spliced from 10 exons. Gene Ontology annotation, biological process: regulation of synaptic transmission, glutamatergic; G protein-coupled glutamate receptor signaling pathway. Gene Ontology annotation, cellular component: membrane. Lineage: Eukaryota; Metazoa; Chordata; Actinopteri; Osmeriformes; Osmeridae. Gene Ontology annotation, molecular function: group III metabotropic glutamate receptor activity. The record is from RefSeq and is a predicted model, not a curated record.
GGUGGUUGUCACAGAGAGCAAGAAAGAAAGAAAGAAAGGGGAGAGCGCGCACGAGGGAGAACGCUUGUAAUUAGGUUACUUGCAUUUUAAUCCUUUUGAAAUGUCUGGCUGCGUUUUUACGGACGUCGUGUGUUUUUGCGAGAUUCCAAUGAUAAGACUCCUGUUCGACCGAAACGUAUAGUUGCCGGGUUUUAGUACAGAUGCCUCCGUCCCUGCGCUCAUAUGAAGUUGGACUCAGCGUGAAGAAUGUCACCCAGUUUAACCGGAACUAAAUUCGAAGUGUUAUAUGAUCGGCAAACGGUUCGUUAUGUUUUUUUAAACUUCCCUUCCGAAAAAUUGGCCGUUCGUUUCCCAUUGUUAGUUUUGAAAAGAUGUCUACACUUUUGUUGAAGCGACUGUAGCUCUUCAAGAUUUUGCUGUCUGUGUUGAGGAUUUUCGACUGUCACAAACUGGCUUCAUGUGUGACUCUUGAGUAAAGUCUUUUGUUUUACGUUCGUUGACAGAUGGAUGGAAGUUGUCUCCUUUUCUUGAGCGUACUGAAAUACCGUCAGAGGGUGUUUUCCUAUUCAACAAGCUUCGCCGUGCACUUCUGGCAGCCAAGCGAUGGGCGCAGUUUGUAACCGAAUGCAUCUCGAUUUUUCCACCAAGCUUGUUGAAUCGCCACCUUGGUGAAAACAAUGGGCUGGUAUUGACAAACUUCGUCGUCAUUUGAGUUCUAGUUGUUGAUUACUGCAGUCUUAUUUCCUCCCUGAAACAAAUUCUGGUGAGAGCAUCAUGGCACGACACAGUCCAAAUACGAAGCCGAUACCACGCUGUAUAUGGAGCGUGUUUUGGUUGCUGAGAACGUUAGUGGAUUUUGCGCUGUCACAGGAAAUUUACGCACCCCAUUCAAUCCGGAUUGAGGGCCAUUUGACUCUGGGUGGACUGUUCCCGGUGCACGCCAGAGGGGCCGACGGCAUGCCGUGUGGAGAUAUAAAAAAGGAGAACGGAAUCCAUCGGCUCGAGGCUAUGAUGUAUGCUUUGGACCAAAUCAACAUCGAUGAUCAACUCUUGCCCAACAUCACCCUAGGUGCCCGGGUGUUGGACACAUGUUCGAGAGAUACCUAUGCGCUGGAACAAUCCCUAACUUUUGUUCAGGCCCUAAUACAGAAGGACACAUCCGACGUCCGCUGCACUAAUGGGGAACCACCGGUGUUCGUCAAACCUGAAAAAGUAGUUGGAGUCAUAGGCGCCUCGGCAAGUUCAGUAUCGAUUAUGGUGGCCAACAUUCUGCGCCUUUUUCAGAUCCCCCAGAUCAGCUACGCAUCUACAGCUCCGGAACUGAGUGACGACAGGCGCUUUGACUUCUUCUCCAGAGUGGUGCCCCCAGACUCGUUCCAGGCCCAGGCCAUGGUGGACAUCAUUAGGGCCCUGGGCUGGACCUACGUCUCCACUGUGGCUUCGGAGGGCAGCUACGGAGAGAGAGGCGUGGAGGCCUUCACACAGCUUUCCAAGGAAGCAGGUGAGAUCUGCAUCGCUCAGUCUUUGAAGAUUCCUCCCAACUCCAAGCUGGAGGAUUACGACAAAGCCAUCCAACAACUGCUGGAGACGCAGCACUCCCGGGCAGUCAUCAUCUUCGCCAGUGAGGAAGACAUACGGGGAGUUCUCAAUGCCACCAAGAGGGCCAAUCAGGUGGGGCAUUUCCUCUGGAUUGGAUCUGACAGCUGGGGGGCGAAGAGCAGCCCCAUCCACCAGCUAGAGGACGUGGCUGUAGGAGCAGUCACCAUACUGCCCAAACGCUCGUCCAUUAAAGGGUUUGAUGAAUACUUCAUGGCGCUCACCCUUGAGAACAAUCGCAGGAAUGUGUGGUUUGCAGAGUUCUGGGAGGAGAACUUCGACUGUAGGCUCCUCAGCUCCUCCAAGAGAGAGGACACAAGUAGGAAGUGCACAGGUCAGGAGCGAAUAGGUAUUGACUCCAAGUAUGAACAGGAGGGAAAGGUUCAGUUUGUGAUAGAUGCGGUGUACGCCAUGGCCCACGCCCUCCACAACAUGCAGAGGGACCUGUGUCCAGACCACCCUGGGAUCUGCCCUCAGAUGGAGCUAGCUGAUGGAAAGACCCUGCUCAAAUACAUUAGGAAUGGCAACUUCAAUGGCAGCGCCGGCACCUCAGUCAUGUUCAACAGAAACGGUGACGCCCCAGGACGCUACGACCUGUUCCAGUUCCAGAAGACCAACUCGUCCAUCCCUGAGUACAGGCCCGUGGGCCAGUGGGUGGAGACACUGCAGCUGAAGCUGGAGGAGCUGCAGUGGCCGGAGGGGGAGCAGGAGGUCCCUAUCUCUGUGUGCAGCCUGCCCUGUAAGACUGGCGAGAGGAAGAAGAAGGUGAAGGGCAUGCCCUGCUGCUGGCACUGCGAGCUGUGUGACGGCUACCAGUACCAGUAUGACGAGACCUCCUGUCGCCUGUGCGCCUACGACAUGAGGCCCAACCCCAACCGCACCGCCUGCCAGCCCAUCCCCAUCGUCAAGCUGGAGUGGCACUCCCCCUGGGCCGUCAUCCCCGUGUUCCUCGCCAUGCUGGGCAUCAUCGCCACCAUCUUCGUCAUGGCAACGUUCGUCCGCUACAACGACACUCCCAUCGUGCGGGCGUCGGGACGGGAGCUCAGCUACGUGCUGCUGACGGGCAUCUUCCUGUGUUACAUCAUCACCUUCCUGAUGAUCGCCAAGCCAGACGUGGGUGUGUGCUCCUUCCGCAGGAUCUUCCUGGGGCUGGGCAUGUGCAUCAGCUACGCCGCGCUGCUCACCAAGACCAACCGCAUCUACCGCAUCUUCGAGCAGGGCAAGCAGACGGUCACCGCCCCUCGCCUCAUCAGCCCCACCUCCCAGAUCGCCAUCACCUCCAGCUUGAUCUGCGUGCAGCUUUUGGGCGUGCUGGUGUGGUUCGCCGUGGACCCGCCCAACACCAUCAUCGACUAUGAGGAGCAGAAGACAAUCAAUCCAAUGCUGGCCCGCGGUGUGCUGAAGUGUGACAUCACGGACCUGCAGAUCAUCUGCUCGCUGGGCUACAGCAUCCUGCUGAUGGUCACGUGUACCAUCUACGCCAUAAAGACCAGGGACGUGCCAGAGGACUUCAACGAGGCCAAGCCCAUCGGCUUCACCAUGUACACCACCUGUAUCGUGUGGCUGGCCUUCAUCCCCAUCUUCUUUGGCACGGCCCAGUCUGCAGAGAAGCUGUACAUCCAGACCACCACGCUGACCAUCUCCAUGAACCUCAGUGCCUCUGUCGCGCUCGGCAUGCUCUACAUGCCCAAGGUGUACGUCAUCAUCUUCCACCCGGAGCUCAACGUGCAGAAGAGGAAGAGGAGCUUCAAAGCCGUGGUCACGGCCGCCACCAUGUCCUCCCGCCUGGCCCAGAAGCCCGGAGAGCGGCCCAACGGAGAGGCCAAGACAGAGCUGUGUGAGAACCCUGCCACAACCGACCCGAUGAGUCAAGCUACCAAGAAAACAUAUGUGAGUUACAAUAACCUCAGGAUCUGAUUGGCAUCUAGGAAACCCUCCGUCUCCCACCUCUGUGACAUCGCAGGGGGAGGAGCCUCAGUAGAGAGAGGGGAGGCAGAUUGACCUUCCCACCUAUGCACUACCUUGGACUGUGGGUAGCGUCAGCAUUCAUGACUUUGUCACUGGAAAAGAAGGAAGUGGAUAAGGAAUGGCAGAUAAUGCACAUGAGGAAGUAUGUGGAGGUAAAUACAGCCAGGAAACAGACUAGGAACAGGCCCAGUUCUGGAACCAGACUGGAGGUUCUGGGUUUGAACUAUUCCACCGAUGUCUGAGCUGCUUCCCCGCACCCUGUCACAGUCAGUGAACCACUGACGGAAUGUCUUACUGGCUAUAUCCUGGUCGAUCAACCUAAGAACCACUGGGAAAAAGACAGUAGGGCUGUUUAUCAGAGUUUCUUUUUAAAUAUUUCAUUAAAGCCAUAUUCUCUUGAAGUAUCCAUUAUAUUCGUUUUCCUUAAGUGUGAUUUCUUAAGUUUCUUGUGUAUGAUAUUUUUUGUCAGCAUAUAGUCUGUUGAGCACAUUGAAUAGAAAACUCUUAAAUUAUUUUAUUUGAUAGAAUCAACAAAAAUUUCAUUUUAACACAAGUACUGUAACUAUUUCAGAAUUAGGUUAUGUAUUUUUAUUUUUUGUAAAUAUCUGAGAGUAUUUUCAUGUUUGAGGUACAAAAAUUGUAUCUAAUGUAUAUUCAAUUGGCUUUGAAUGGAAAUGAAAACACCAAGUGUUCACAUUGCAUGUGCCAAUGUA